This is a messenger RNA of Eutrema salsugineum, 790 nucleotides long. Its product is annotated as auxin-responsive protein SAUR50. Lineage: Eukaryota; Viridiplantae; Streptophyta; Magnoliopsida; Brassicales; Brassicaceae. The transcript has a single exon. The record is from RefSeq and is a predicted model, not a curated record. Gene Ontology annotation, biological process: response to auxin. The coding region runs from base 104 to 427 and encodes 107 amino acids.
UAUACACCUCACCCCUCAAUAUUCACCCAACUCUAUCCUUCUCUCUCUCUCUCUCCAAACACAACCAAAAGCUUUAUCUCAAAAUCACCCAAAAAAAGAAAAAAUGGCUAUCCUCAAAAGAUCUACAAAACUAGCUCAAACAGCAAUGCUCAAGCAGAUUCUAAAGAGAUGUUCCAGCUUGGGUAAGAAAAAUGGAAGAGGAUAUGAACAAUAUGAUCUUCCUCUUGACGUACCAAAGGGGCACUUCCCUGUCUACGUAGGUCACAAUAGGAGCAGAUACAUAGUCCCUAUCUCCUUCUUGACCAAUCUUGACUUCCAAUGUCUCCUUAGAAGAGCUGAAGAAGAGUUUGGCUUUGAUCACGACAUGGGUCUUACCAUUCCUUGUGACGAACUCUUCUUUCAAGAUCUCACUUCCAUGAUCCGGUGAGAUCUCAAUAGUUUUAACAACUUGAUGGAGGAAAGGUAAGACAACGAAGAAGAAGUCAGCUGAAGAAGAUGGAGAUGGAGAUGGUUAAAGAUGAAGUUCUUUUUUUAUAUAUAAAUUUUGUAGCUUCUCCUUUUUUUUUAAAUCAUCCUCUCUCUUUCCUUUAGUUUGAUGACUCUUCGAUGUUUUUCCUAUAUUUUCUCUUAUUUUUGGUCCUAUAAGCUCAAUAUUGAGUCUUUUUUACGGGUUGAUCUUUGACUCGUCUAACCAAAAUAAACUGACGAGCUGGAAAUUUGGGUUUAGAUCUGUGAAGAAAGCUUGUAAUAUUUUCCUCAUGGAUAUUUCGUUUGUUAUUGAAUCUGUGGG